AUGCAGCACCGCCUGCUGAGCGCCGUGUACGUGGCCAGCCAGGUGGUGAAGGGCUUCGGCCGCGGCUCCAAGGAGCUCGGCUGCCCGACGGCCAACCUCGAGGAGGACGUCGUCCAGGGGCUGCUGACCACCCUCGACGACGGCAUCUACUACGGCUUCGCACAGCUCCUCCACCCGCUUGGCUCGGAGCUUGAAAAGGCUCAAGCAGAGCUGGCGAGCCGCCUCAAACAGCAGCAGCAACAACAACAACAACAAAACGGCGAGAAAUCGAACGAUCCUGCCCGAAACAUCGUCCUCCUCGAGCCCUGCCCGGCCAACCCGGUCUACCCGAUGCCGAGUCCAAGUGCAAUUACAGUACAAGUGGUUAUUCCAACACCGAAUUCGAAUUUUCAUUUACGAAAGCGAUCAUUGCGUCAAUGUCAAUGC
Messenger RNA from Rhagoletis zephyria (snowberry fruit fly), 426 nucleotides. The record is from RefSeq and is a predicted model, not a curated record. NCBI's taxonomy places the organism in Eukaryota, Metazoa, Arthropoda, Insecta, Diptera, Tephritidae.